Staurois parvus is the source of this 339-nucleotide messenger RNA. Lineage: Eukaryota; Metazoa; Chordata; Amphibia; Anura; Ranidae. The record is from the annotation of a GenBank genome assembly.
GGGCACAGGUGGGUGGCACUGGUGGGCACAGGUGGGUGGCACUGGUGGGCACAGGUGGGUGGCACUGCAGAGUGGCACAGGUGGGGGCACUGCUGGGCACAGGUGGGGGCACUGCUGGGCACAGGUGGGGGCACUGCUGGGAACGGGUGGGCGGGGCUAGUGGGCGCACUGCUGGGCGGAACUUGCGGGUGUCACUGCUGGGCACCGAUCAUCAGGGCACUGAUCAUCAGUGCCCUGAUGAUCGGUGCCGAUCCCCGCUCUGACAACUGCCGGUUCUCGGCAGUACUUUCCUCACGAUCUGACAGCGUGAGGAAAGUGCAGCCGAGAACCGGCACUUGC